Molecule: messenger RNA, 3644 nt
Organism: Protobothrops mucrosquamatus (brown spotted pit viper)
Lineage: Eukaryota; Metazoa; Chordata; Lepidosauria; Squamata; Viperidae
Gene: AGBL5
Product: ATP/GTP binding protein like 5
Exons: 18
Coding region: 247-3033 (928 amino acids)
Biological process (GO): proteolysis; protein deglutamylation
Molecular function (GO): metallocarboxypeptidase activity; zinc ion binding
Source: RefSeq, a predicted model, not a curated record
AAAAAAUAGGAGUUUAUGGACCUUCCCUUCAUUGCCUCUCCAUCGAAGCUUCGGUUCCGGAAAGGGGGACGGAAAGAAUAAAGGGGACAGUAAAAUAAUGGCCCUUCUGCGUCUACCUGGCUGACUUCUGACUCCAUGUGGCAGGCGGCCCCUACGAACGGGAAUGAAAUGGAGGGGGCGUGACGCUCAGGAAAUACUUCAAACAUAUUGUAGGAGGAUGAAACCGCUCUGGUCACCGAGAUUACGAUGGAAAUACGCUGUGGUGGCCUAUUAUUCAGCUCCAAAUUUGACUCUGGCAAUUUGGCUCAUGUUGAGAAAGUGGAACACCAGGAAGGUGAUGGUGACAACAAUUUGAAUGGCAGUAGUAGCAUCAAUACUUCUUCUGCCUCAGUGGUGUUUGGCAACUCCCUCCCCACUGCAGACUAUGAAUUCAAUGUGUGGACCAAGCCAGAUUGUGGUGACACAGAAUAUGAGAAUGGGAACAGAUCCUGGUUUUACUUUAGUGUGAGGGGAGGAAUGCCUGGCAAGUUGAUCAAGAUUCAUAUUGUGAAUAUGAACAAACAGACCAAACUUUAUUCCCAGGGAAUGACACCCUUAGUCAAGACAGUACCUGUCAAGCCCCGUUGGGAACGCAUUCGUGAGCGACCUGCCUUUGAGGUAUCUCACAAAAGAACUCUAUUACAUGUCCAACAUUAUGGCACAAUUAGUCGGAGGGCAGGCGCAGACUCUAGAAAAGCUGAGGGGAAGCCGCGCCCCACCACCCACAGAACAAGAAAGUACCCUAGAGGAGGACGUGGAAAAGGGAAAAAGGAGGCGGCCCCACCCAGGGGUACACCCUAUCUGGAUGCCAUCUAUUAUCAUCGGGAAUUGUUGUGCUAUUCCCUGGAUAAGCUACGGGUGGACUUGCUCACCAUCACAUCAUGUCAUGGCAUGCAGGAGAAGCGGGAGGCUCGACUGGAAAAGUUAUUCCCAGACAAGAACACACCCCGACCACACUGUUUUGUGGGAAAGAGAGUAUUCUUUCUGAGCAGCAGAGUACAUCCUGGGGAAACACCCUCUAGCUUUGUGUUCAAUGGAUUCCUGGAAUUCAUACUGAGGGAGGAGGAUCCUCGGGCCCAAAUGCUGCGUCGUAUGUUUGUCUUUAAGCUCAUCCCUAUGCUAAAUCCAGAUGGAGUGAUGCGAGGACACUAUCGGACAGAUGCUCGUGGAGUUAAUUUGAAUCGUCAGUAUUUGAACCCUGAUGCAGAGCUGCAUCCUGCUGUGUAUGGGGCCAAGGCUGUCAUGCUCUAUCACCAUGUUCACAGCCGGAUGCAGCCGGAUUCUCCUGAUUGGCGAACCUAUGCUUCUCCGCUCAACACAAAAAUAGCCAAUCAACGUUCUACCCGCAAAUGUCCCCAUAGUGAAGACAUCCCUCUUUCUGAGCUGGAAAAAUCAAACAACCUUCACAACUGUUCCACAGAGUUCUGUAUCACCUCAUCCCAGGACCUUGAAACUUCAGAGGUACCAGGAAGCAAAGACCAUGAUGUCUGGAUCCUUUCAAAAGAACUGUUAUCUGAGCACUGUGAGAAUGAAGUUGAGAAUCCUCCACCAGCCCCAGAAACCAUCUCACCUCAACAGAGUGGUCUGGCUUACUAUGUUGAUCUGCAUGGACAUGCCUCUAAGCGUGGCUGUUUCAUGUAUGGGAACAACAUUUCUGAUGAGAACUACCAGGUUGAAAAUAUGCUAUUUCCUAAGCUCAUCUCCUUGAACUCUGCUCAUUUUGAUUUCACGGGGUGCAACUUUUCAGAGAAGAAUAUGUAUGCUAAAGACAAGCGGGAUGGACAAUCAAAAGAGGGCAGUGGGCGUGUGGCCAUUUAUAAAGCCUCAGGCAUCAUUCACAGUUACACACUGGAAUGCAAUUACAACACAGGAAGAUCAGUCAAUACUGUUCCAGCAGCAUGUCACGAUAAUGGGCGGGCAACGCCUCCUCCUCUCCCAACAUUCCCAUCCAAAUACACCGUGGAACUGUUUGAGCAGGUUGGAAGGGCCUUAGCAGUCGCAGCACUGGAUAUGGCAGAAUGCAACCCCUGGCCUCGGAUUGUCCUCUCUGAACACAGUUGCCUUAGCAAUCUGCGUGCCUGGAUGCUGAAACAUGUGCGCAGCAUGAGAGGAGUGACAGGCUACUCCAAGAGGAAGGGUACCAAAACCCCACCCAAGGGGGGCAAUGGGAUUUCUGCUUCCAGCUCAGAGAAUUCUCUCUGCCGAGCCAGGAGCUUCAGUAAUGGUAGUGUCAAUCAACAAGCUACCCCUCACGUCAAGACCUCACCCAGCUUCACCUUCAGCUCCUCUCACACCCCCGCCUCCUCGGGGGGCUUGGGGCAGAGCCCUCGGAAAGGUGCCUCAAGGGUGCUGGCCCUUGUGCGAGAACCUCGAGUUCAGGAGAAGAGGCGCCAUCAGCACCAGACCUUGCUACGAGCUGCUGUGAGCAGCAUCCAGGCACCCUCUCUCCCUUGUUCCACCAGAAACACCUCUCAUCUCCAGCUGGCUCCCAGCCUAGGCUCCUGCUCCCUUCCAACUACUAUCAACAUACCAGGACCCAGCUGCAACAGCCUACGUACAGCUGCUAAGGCUAGCACUGAGCAUGUCCCUGAGAAGCUGAAGCCUCCACCUUGUGGCCUAGCAUUGCUACAGAACUUUUCCAGACGGCUGAACAAUGAAAAACUAUCAGAAACUACUAGUUUAGAUAUACUGAUGCCUCGGCCAAGCCGGAUCCCCAUACGCAGGAGACCAGUAGGACAAACCCAGCACUUACUCAGAUUUCAUAGCUGCAGUGAUGACUCUUCCCUCAAGGUGUGGAAAUAUGCACCCCCAGAGAUACCAACACAAAGUUCCUUGCCAGAAUUUCAACUGGAAAUGCCAGUAACGAGUCAGAGGGAAGAAUCACUUUUUAUGUGCAACCCUCCCAAAGUUUUGCUGGACGAGCAUCUCCCUGGGCGACCAGAUUCCCCCCAACUCACCUACCGCAAGAUCCUGUCUUUCUGCACUGAGGCCUGACUUGCCAGUGGGGGCACAACAGCUGCAGCCCAUGUGCUCUAGGGCCUCAAGUGCCACCACCCCACAGCAUGCCAGCUGACUCCAACUCAUUCCUUGGUGUGGAAGAAACCUCUUGAGACCCUUCUUGUUGGCACUCGAUGAGUUCGUGAUCCAAUCACCCCCUUCCUCUCCUCUUUCCUCUUUUAAAUCAAAGCUGCUUUUUAGAACAGCAGCCAGUAGUUCUGGCUUUGAGACUUUGCCAGGAAUAAGGGCCUCACAUCACAUCUUUUUUUGUAGCCAGCUACACAAAACAUUGAAGGCUUAAGGGAAAAUGGGCCCCUGACUGUUUCCCAGCAAUCCUCAUCUAAAUCUGGGAAUCCAUCUCAUUUGUUUUUUUUGUGAAGGAGGUGCCUUUCAAAAAAGAAGCAAACCAGGCUAAUUGCAAGAAGCUGUGUAGGUGCAUGUAUGACACAUGGAAAGCAUAACAUGAUCAGCUCCUCCUGGUCUGACUACAGCCUAGUGCCGUGGCCAAGACCCUUCCUCCAAUGUUAUUUCCACCACUGUACAUAAUUGGUUACUAGGUUGGAAGCUAUUUUUGAAACAAGUUUGUCUUAUAACGUGUUUCUAUAAAU